Molecule: messenger RNA, 927 nt
Organism: Aspergillus aculeatinus CBS 121060
Lineage: Eukaryota; Fungi; Ascomycota; Eurotiomycetes; Eurotiales; Aspergillaceae
Product: alpha/beta fold hydrolase
Exons: 5
Coding region: 1-927 (308 amino acids)
Cellular component (GO): mitochondrion
Source: RefSeq, a predicted model, not a curated record
AUGCCCUUCCAGAGGUCCAUUCGUAUCGACGCCAAAAACCCCAAUCCAAAGAUAGCUUACGAUGUCUACAAGGGACAUCCUGAUAAGCUUGGGGACUCACCAAACCCAAUUAUAGUUCUUCAUGGAUUCCUCGGCUGUAGAGAGGAACUCCGUCCGAUUAGCAAGAUUCUAGCCACGGAACUCAAGCGAGAUGUGUAUAAUCUGGACCUUCGUAACCAUGGCGAAUCUGGCACCAAAUGGAGACAUGACUACCUCAGAUUGGCGCUGGACAUCCGAGGACUUAUGCAAGAGAACAACCUCAAAAAUGUGUCUCUUGUCGGCAAUCAGAUGGGAGCCAAGACAGCCAUGACUCUAGCCCUCUACGACCCAAAACUCGUGACCAAUAUUGUCUCCAUCGACAACUCGCCGGUCUGGAAACCCCUUCCGCCGGUUUACUUACAAUGGCUCCACGCCUAUCGGCAAAUCCUCAAGAUGCGCAUUACCGAGCUCCGAGAGGCGCGCAGAGUGAUGUACUAUUGGAAUCGGAAGGCAGGGAUGCGGCCUUGGCUCCUCCGAAAUCUGGAGAAGCACGACGAUCACCCCUAUGUAAGGCCGCGGAUCCCGCAGAAUAUCCUGUGGGAGGCCCGCGAAGCGAUGGGGGAGUUCCCGUUCCGGGAGGACGUUGCGAAUCGGUUCAGCGGGCCGGCGCUGUUCCUGCGCUCGCGUGAUAGCUACUACAUACCCGAGGUCAAGGGGGCCGAAGCCAUCCGCUCUUUCUUUCCUACCUCCUACAUUGAGGAAGUAGACUAUGAGGGGCUUCACCUGGCUCUGGAAAAGCCGGAGCUGGUUGCGAAUGGUAAGGUUUUCCUACUCGCUUUCAUCUGUUUGUUCUCGUGCUGCUCUCUUUGGAACAUUCGUUCUCCUCUUGUUAUGCGCGAUAGUUUAUGA